This is a messenger RNA of Penicillium argentinense, 1023 nucleotides long. Its product is annotated as putative nucleoside-diphosphate-sugar epimerase. The coding region runs from base 1 to 1023 and encodes 340 amino acids. NCBI's taxonomy places the organism in Eukaryota, Fungi, Ascomycota, Eurotiomycetes, Eurotiales, Aspergillaceae. The transcript is spliced from 3 exons. The record is from RefSeq and is a predicted model, not a curated record.
AUGGCUCCGAAGGUCUUCUUGACUGGCGUGACCGGCUAUAUCGGUGGUGAUGGCCUGUAUGCCGUUUCCAAUGCGCACCCCGACUGGGAACUCUCUGCCCUCGUCCGCAGCAAGGAAAAGGCUGCCCGGCUGACGAGCCAGUAUCCCAAGAUUCGGGUGGUCCUCGGCGACCUGGAUUCUUCGGAUAUCAUCGAGGAGGAAGUGAAGAAUGCUGAUAUUGUCUUCCAUUUCGCCGAUUGUGAUCACGUCGCCGCGGCCAAGGCGAUUGCCAAAGGUGCUCAGCAUCACACACCUGAGCGGCCCCUGUGGCUAAUUCACACUUCGGGCACGGGCAUCCUGACGGUCGAGGACCAGCGCGCUCGAAGCUAUGGAAUCGAACGACUUAAAGAAUAUAACGACUGGGAGGGAGUUAGCGAGCUUGUCAACCUUCCCGAGGACGCCUUCCACCGAAAUGUAGACGAAAUUAUUAUUGGCAUCGGCCGACGCGACCCAUUCAGUGCUCGUACCGCUGUUGUCUGCCCACCUACUAUCUAUGGCCCUGGCCGUGGGCCUGGCAAUACCAAGAGUGUACAGGCCUACCUGCUGAGCGCCGCGGUGUUGAAGCGCGGCAAAGGCUUCUUGGUUGGGAAGGGAGAAAAUGUUUGGCACCAGGUUCACGUCCAAGAUUUGAGCAACGUCUAUCUGGCUCUGGGUGAUGCUGCGGCUGCUGGUGGAGGGAAAGCCACAUGGAACGAAGAGGGAUACUAUCUUGCCGAGAAUGGUUCUUUCGUGUGGGGGGAUAUCCAGCGGAAGGUGGCCGAGGAGGCACAUGCUCAGAAAUUUAUUGAAUCACCAGCGGUCGAGUCUCUGGACGACAAGCAGACUAGCGAUAUUUUGUCCGUGGGUCUUUAUGCUUGGGGUUCCAACUCUCGUGGACGUGCAAUUCGGGCCCGGAAGCUUUUUGGAUGGGAGCCUAAGCAGCCCAAGUUGAUUGACUUGAUACCGGACAUUGUCUCGCUCGAGGCGAAAGCGCUUGGUCUGUGA